AUGAGUGUGUCAACUUCACCACGUAAGGUGAAUCAGGGUGUUAGCUCGAGGGCUUCUGAAAUGCAUCAAACUGGCAAAACAGCAAUAGUGAAGUCACUUUCAGAGGAUGAAGUCAUUAGACUCUCUUCUGGUCGACCAAGUUGUACUUUGCCGACCAUCCGGAAGGCUUCUGUUGGGUCCAAAAAUGAUAGUUCAUCCGUGUCAUCCCUGAUUCCAAAUUCAAAUCCUCGUGAUUCAUCUACCAAGGUACUGGGAAAACAUCCAAGAAAUGAUGAAAUACACAAUAAACCAAUGACUAGUAAACAUGCGUCUUGCUCAUUAUCAUCAAAAGGGGUGGAAAUAGGACCAACAAAGGAGUGUACUGGAGAAAACCAGCAACCCCUUGGUGGAGUGAUAAUUGAUAAAAAUGUUCAGAUCCAUUAUCCUGGGAAAGAACAGCCCACAAACAGGGCAUCUUUUGAAGCUUUAUCAACAAGAAAAUCUUUCACUUUUCCUGUGCUAAAUAUGUUCUAUGUGAGGUGCAUGCUUCCCAUGUGCAACAUGGGCUCUCCUUUGCUUAGAAGACUGUCAGAUGAUUCUAGAAUUGGGCUUGAGUUGCUAGCCGAUUCUCUCUCAUGGUUUGUGGUGUAG
Messenger RNA from Sphenostylis stenocarpa, 630 nucleotides. NCBI's taxonomy places the organism in Eukaryota, Viridiplantae, Streptophyta, Magnoliopsida, Fabales, Fabaceae. The record is from the annotation of a GenBank genome assembly.